Lachancea lanzarotensis is the source of this 1170-nucleotide messenger RNA. It is a transcript of the gene MCY1, whose product is annotated as LALA0S02e05336g1_1. The record is from RefSeq and is a predicted model, not a curated record. The transcript has a single exon. NCBI's taxonomy places the organism in Eukaryota, Fungi, Ascomycota, Saccharomycetes, Saccharomycetales, Saccharomycetaceae. Gene Ontology annotation, molecular function: cysteine synthase activity. Bases 1 to 1170 code for a protein of 389 amino acids. Gene Ontology annotation, cellular component: cytoplasm.
AUGGCAGACUCUCUGAACUGGAACAAAUGGGUAACCGUUUCUGCUGGUCUGGUGACCUUAGCGUCGCUUUACAGCGCUGUUAAAGCAUCCACCAAGCUGUCAACGCUAUCACCUCCAAGACAUAGCGUUGCUGAACUUAUAGGCAACACACCAAUGGUCAAGAUCGAGUCCCUCUCGAAAGCAACCGGAUGCGAAGUGUAUGCCAAAAUGGAGCUCUCUAAUCCUGGAGGCAGUGCCAAAGACAGAGUAGCGCUAGGUAUAAUACGAGCAGCCGAAAGACAAGGUCUUUUAAGACCCGGCAGUCCAGAUGUCGUGUUUGAAGGCACAUCUGGAUCCACUGGGAUAUCCAUAGCCACCAUUUGCAACGCUCUGGGCUACAAAGCUCACAUUUCGUUGCCAGAUGACACUUCUAUUGAAAAACUAUCGCUUCUAGAGAGUUUGGGUGCUCAAAUCAACAAAGUGCGACCCGCAGGAAUUGUUGAUCCAGAACAAUACGUCAACGCAGCUCAAAAAGCAUGCGACAAUCUCAAUAAUACGCAACAGACUGAGGCAAGAGGUGUUUUUGCAGAUCAAUUCGAAAACGAUGCCAACUGGCGUGUACACUUCAACGGGACAGGACCUGAAAUCUACAAACAACUGAACGGACGCAUCGAUGCAUUUAUAGCAGGCUGUGGUACGGGCGGAACCAUAGCUGGUGUCUCUAAGUAUUUGCACGGAAAACUGGGCGCCAAGCUGAAAGUCGUCCUAGCGGAUCCUCAGGGCUCAGGUUUCUAUAACCGCAUUAAAUUCGGGGUUAUGUAUGACCGUGUCGAGCAAGAGGGCACCCGUCGCAGACACCAGGUGGAUACCAUCGUAGAAGGUAUUGGUCUCAACAGACUGACUCACAACUUCAACCAAGGUGAAGCCUACAUUGACGACGCAGUGCGAGUUACAGAUGGCCAGGCCAUUCGCAUGGCAAAAUACCUCUCCGUGAAUGAUGGUCUUUUCAUUGGCAGCAGUACAGCCAUCAACGCUGUUGCAGCCGUCAAAGUUGCCGAGACUUUGAAACCGGGAUCAAGAAUAGUCCUCAUAGCAUGCGAUAGUGGCUCCAGACAUCUGAGCAAGUUUUGGAAAGAAGCUUUGAAAGUGGACGCAGGCAUUCAGUUGCAAGAGGUUUUGCAGGAGGUGUGA